Messenger RNA from Adelges cooleyi (spruce gall adelgid), 848 nucleotides. RefSeq names its product EEF1A lysine methyltransferase 2-like. Bases 119 to 787 code for a protein of 222 amino acids. The transcript has 5 exons. Lineage: Eukaryota; Metazoa; Arthropoda; Insecta; Hemiptera; Adelgidae. Gene Ontology annotation, cellular component: cytoplasm. The record is from RefSeq and is a predicted model, not a curated record. Gene Ontology annotation, biological process: peptidyl-lysine monomethylation; peptidyl-lysine dimethylation. Gene Ontology annotation, molecular function: protein-lysine N-methyltransferase activity.
AAAUUCGACAUGUGCAUUUUAUUGUACAUAAUAAUAUAUUAAAUUAUUUAAAUUAUAUAAAAAUUUAAAAAAAAUCACAACAACUUUAGUAAAUCAAGUUUUACAAUACAAAACAACAAUGAUUUCCGAUGAUGACGACGGAACUCAAAACAAAACAAACUUGGCUACAGAAGAAUAUUGGAAUGAAGCUUACACGGUAGAACUAGAAAACUUUGAAAACUUUGGUGAUCCCGGAGCUGAAUGGUUUGGACGAAGUAUAGGACAAAAAAUGAUUAACUGUAUACAAACUAACUGUUCCGUUGGUCCAGAAGAGCUUAUUUUAGACAUUGGAUGCGGCAACGCUUUACUAUUAUCCAAAUUAGCAAAAUUGGGUUUCACUAACCUUUAUGGUAUAGAUUAUUCUGCUCCGGCUGUAAAACUAGCAAAUUCCAUAAUUCAAGAACAGAAUAUUAAUUGCAUCAAACUACAAGUGUUUGACUUUCUUACCGACAGUGUGAAAACACUGCCGUUGUUUAGAUUGGCUUUGGACAAAGGCACUUACGAUGUGAUUGGUAUGAACGAUGAAAAUAAAGAAAAAAGAAACAUAUACAAGGAAAACAUAGUUAAUUUAUUACAGCCAAACGGUAUGUUCCUGAUAGUCAGCUGCAAUUGGACGCAGCAAGAACUUAAUGAUCAAUUUAGCGAUGUUUUCGAAAUCAUGCAAACUAUACCGACACCGACAUUGCAAUUCGGAGGAGCGACCGGCAACACAAUAUCGGCAAUUCUUUACAAAAAAAAAUUAAAAUAAAUUAUAUGAAAAAAAGAAAAACAUUACAACGUACUUUUUAUUAUAAUAAAUUUACUCUAAC